AUGUUUCGGCUUAGUUACCGAGCAAGUUGCCGGAUUCUCGCAGGCUGUAUACUGCUUUUUAUUUUCCUUAUCAACAAGAAUUUGUCACACCGUGUCCUCUUCCGUCACCCACCUGCUGACCUAACUCUGGUGGAACCAAUUCCUCAAAAGAUUUGGCAGAUUUAUUUCCCUCCAGAAGGAGGAGACCAUCAUGACCAGUUACGAUAUGUGGACGAGUGGAAGAAGAAUUCCAAAGAUUUCACAUACACUCUCGUGGGUGACGAGUUGGGAGAUGCUUUUGUUUCGGAGCACUUCGACGCUGAAGUCGCCAAAACAUACAAAUUAUUGCGCAAUCCGGCCAUGAAAUCGGACUUCCUACGAUAUCUAUUGCUCUCAGCAGAAGGCGGCUACUAUAGCGAUCUGGACACUCGUCCUGUGAAACCCCUGGACGAAUGGCUGCCUCUAGAAUACAAAUCUAGAAUUCGUCUAAUGAUCGCCCCAGAGCAUGACGAUGGCAUUAAUUCAUUGGGCAAGUGGCCUCAUCCAGUCCAAUUCUGCCAAUGGACUAUUGUAGCAGCGCCUGGACAUCUUGCAUUGAAGCAAAUGGUGCGACGAGCAUUAGAGGGACUUCAGGACUUGGCAGCUGUUCAGGGCGUUGAGAUCAACGAUCUGCGUCCCUCGAGCGCUCAGGUCUGGAACGCCACGGGACCGCCGGCGUGGACGGAAGUUAUCUUCGAGAACAUCAAGAAGGCGGCGCCGGAAAUUCAGACCUAUCAUGACUUGUCGCGUUUCGCCGAACCAAGGGUCUUUGGCGACAUCCUGCUUCUUCCUAUGGAUGCCUUCAUGACGCUUUCGGCGGAAAUGCGCGUCUUGGAAGGGGCUGGAUCUCAUCAACUCGUUCACCAUGACUUUGCUGGUGCUUGGAAGACGUCCUAG
Molecule: messenger RNA, 915 nt
Organism: Colletotrichum truncatum
Lineage: Eukaryota; Fungi; Ascomycota; Sordariomycetes; Glomerellales; Glomerellaceae
Product: alpha-mannosyltransferase och1
Biological process (GO): protein N-linked glycosylation
Cellular component (GO): mannan polymerase complex
Molecular function (GO): alpha-1,6-mannosyltransferase activity
Source: RefSeq, a predicted model, not a curated record